This is a messenger RNA of Colletotrichum graminicola M1.001, 324 nucleotides long. RefSeq lists its product as uncharacterized. Bases 1 to 324 code for a protein of 107 amino acids. NCBI's taxonomy places the organism in Eukaryota, Fungi, Ascomycota, Sordariomycetes, Glomerellales, Glomerellaceae. The record is from RefSeq and is a predicted model, not a curated record. The transcript has 2 exons.
AUGGUUGGCGUCACGAUUGACAAAGACAAUACCGGCGCCGCUGAUUCUCAAGAUGAGACCGCGCUACGAGUCUGGGUCGGCUGGGAAGGCCGUUGUAGAACCAUUUGCGUUCCUCGGCUGUUGGGUGGCCAGGACACUCGCGUCGCUGCAAUCAAGGCUAGACGCAAUGAGCUCAUCAAGAAACGCGCGCUGCUUGACAAGAAGGCCGACAACCAUAAUGCACUUGAUAAGUUCAAGAAGGGACAAUCCAAAGCCCUUGAGGACAAGGUCGCCGUCCUAGCCGGCCAUCUCAACGCGCAGACCCAUUCGAAUUAUGGGUUGUAG